This is a messenger RNA of Branchiostoma belcheri (Belcher's lancelet), 747 nucleotides long. RefSeq lists its product as uncharacterized. The record is from RefSeq and is a predicted model, not a curated record. Lineage: Eukaryota; Metazoa; Chordata; Leptocardii; Amphioxiformes; Branchiostomatidae. The transcript has a single exon. The annotation marks the transcript as partial.
CAUUACAGUAGCUGUGGUGUUUGUAAUGGAUUCAGUGGUGGUCUGAGACUGACUCUGCCCUGCCUGACCAUGACCACUGGUCAUUACAGUAGCUGUGGUGUUUGUAAUGGAUUCAGUGGUGGUCUGAGACUGACUCUGCCCUGCCUGACCAUGACCACUGGUCAUUACAGUAGCUGUGGUGUUUGUGUUGGAUUCAGUGUUGGCCUGAGACUGACCCUGCUCUGUCUGAUCAUCACCACUGGUCAUUACAGUAGUUGUGGUGUUUGUGUUGGAUUCAGUGAUGGUCUGAGACUGACUCUGCCCCGUCUGAUCAUCACCACUGGUCAUUACAGUAGCUGUGGUGUUUGUAAUGGAUUCGGUGAUGGCCUGAGACUGACUCUGCCCUGUCUGAUCAUCACCACUGGUCAUUACAGUAGCUGUGGUGUUUGUAAUGGAUUCAGUGAUGGCCUGAGACUGACUCUGCCCUGUCUGAUCAUCACCACUGGUCAUUACAGUAGCUGUGGUGUUUGUAAUGGAUUCAGUGAUGGCCUGAGACUGAUCCAGUCCUGUCUUACCGAAAUUGUUUUCAAUAUCUUAAUACUGGUAAUAAUGGUCACUGGCCAUUACAGUAGCUGUGGUGUUUGUGUUGCAUUCAGUAAUGGCCCGAGACUGAGCCUGCCCUGUCUGAUCAUGACCACUGGCCAUUACAGUAGCUGUUGUGUUUGUGUUGGAUUCAGUGAUGGCCUGAGACUGACCCUGCCUUGUCUG